Molecule: messenger RNA, 942 nt
Organism: Daucus carota subsp. sativus
Lineage: Eukaryota; Viridiplantae; Streptophyta; Magnoliopsida; Apiales; Apiaceae
Product: GTP-binding protein SAR1A
Exons: 2
Coding region: 139-720 (193 amino acids)
Biological process (GO): intracellular protein transport; endoplasmic reticulum to Golgi vesicle-mediated transport; vesicle organization
Cellular component (GO): COPII vesicle coat; endoplasmic reticulum exit site
Molecular function (GO): GTPase activity; GTP binding
Source: RefSeq, a predicted model, not a curated record
GCUCUAAAAUGAGAGUAAGCAGAAAAACGUGUUAAAACAGCAGUUGGGAUCUGUAUGAGUCGACACUAGGGGGCGAAGGGUGAAAUCAGGCACUCCCAGAUCUACCCAAUUGGAUUCAUCAUCAUCAUCAUCAUCACUAUGUUUCUAUUCGAUUGGUUCUACAGCGUAUUAGCCUCUCUUGGAUUAUGGCAGAAAGAGGCCAAGAUCCUGUUCUUGGGCCUGGAUAACGCCGGCAAGACGACUCUUCUUCACAUGCUGAAAGACGAGCGAUUAGUUCAGCAUCAGCCUACUCAGCACCCUACUUCCGAAGAAUUGAGUAUCGGUAAAAUCAAGUUCAAGGCUUUCGAUUUAGGCGGUCAUCAGAUUGCUCGUCGCGUCUGGAAGGAUUAUUACGCCAAGGUGGAUGCGGUAGUUUACCUUGUGGAUGCCUAUGACAAGGAACGUUUUGCAGAAUCCAAAAAGGAGUUGGAUGCUCUCCUUUCUGAUGAGUCCCUGGCCACUGUCCCCUUCCUCAUUUUGGGAAACAAGAUUGACAUUCCAUAUGCUGCCUCAGAGGAUGAGUUGAGGUUCCACCUUGGUCUGAGUGGUGUCACCACCGGCAAAGGGAAAGUGAAUCUUGCAGAUUCUAGUGUGCGUCCCUUGGAGGUAUUUAUGUGCAGCAUUGUACGAAAAAUGGGAUAUGGUGAUGGAUUUAAAUGGGUGUCUCAAUAUAUCAAGUAGGUUAGAGGGCGAGCAAGAAGUUUUAUUAUGUUAAGCGCUCUCUUCAAGAAGAGAUGAACAAGCCGAAGACUAAUACUGAUGCAUUCCUCAGCUUUGUUCAGUUUUGCUAAGGGCGUUUUACAUUUUAUUAUGUGGUUUGGAUCUCUCUGAAAGAAGCCAUUUAUUCUAUUGCCUUGUAAAAUUCUCUUGUGGCUAAUAUAUUUUCAAUUAUUCCAAUUUCAA